AAGAAACCUCGUAAACCGUACACGCAGACUCGGGCGCGUGUGUCGUGGACGCCGAAGGAACAUCAGAGAUUUUUGCGAGCGCUGGAGUUGUAUAGCCGCGACUGGAAACGAAUCGAGGAAUACGUCGGAUCAAAGGACGUUGUGCAGAUCAGAUCACACGCGCAAAAACACUUCCUGAAGCUGAUGAAGUCUGGUCAAGGAGACCAGAUGCCGCCACCGAGACACAAAAAAAGCAAUCAUGCAGACGGUGAGCGCGCCGUCAACUACGUGCCAGGCAUGUCGCAAGCGAUGCGUUUACGGCUGCAAGUGGAACCGGAUGGCUCGCUACCCGUAGCGCCGAAACGCGCUCCGGGCGUGCCACCACCGCUACAAAAUAGCACGAACACCCCAGAUUUCGCUACCGUCUACGGUUUUCUCGCAGAUUUGUUCAAAGUGAACGAAGCGCGAACAGAGCCAGAACACGCUUUGAGAUUGUCGCACACGACGCCAUUGGAAAAUAUGACGGCCAUCGACAGGGAGACUGCUCUUUUACUGAUUCGAAAUUUGCGGAAUAAUAUGUGCUCGAAGCAAAUGUGGCAGCAGCAAUCCGACCUUUUGGAGGACGGAUGCUCGACGUUUCUCGACGCCCAAGAUGCCGAGCGUUUGCGUCCCAAAACUUUUGGCAAAGUGUCCGACGCUUCACCCGACGAUAACAGUAGCGGCGAUGGUAGCGGUGAC
Molecule: messenger RNA, 717 nt
Organism: Ostreococcus lucimarinus CCE9901
Lineage: Eukaryota; Viridiplantae; Chlorophyta; Mamiellophyceae; Mamiellales; Bathycoccaceae
Exons: 1
Molecular function (GO): DNA binding
Source: RefSeq, a predicted model, not a curated record